AUGGCUUCCUCCUCCUCGUCUCGCCAACAAAUUGUAGAAUAUGAACAACAAAAGCAAAGAUCGAUUGCAGAUCCUAAACUAUAUGAUGCAUUCAUCAGCCACCGAGGCCCUGACGUCAAACACACCCUUGCUAAACAAUUAUAUGACCUUCUUAAGGCCAGAAAGUGCCGGGCAUUUCUAUACCGUGAAGAGAUAGAAGGGGGAGAUUCUAUUCCUGCUGCCAUUCACAAUGCAAUAUGCUCAUCUGUGGUUCAAAUAGCCAUCUUUUCAAGAAGAUAUGCAGAAUCAUCGUGGUGUUUGGACGAGCUGGUUCUUAUGUUAGAACAAACUGAUGCCCUCUUUAUUCCUGUCUUCUACGAUGUGCAGCCCUGGGAGCUAGGCGACAUCGAGAACGAGCAGUCACAGUACUCUGCGGCUUUUUCUGAUUAUCAAAGGAAAGGGAGGAAUCUUCAUAAGCUUGAGCAAUGGAAAACUUCCCUUGAAUCUGCUUCAAAGAAACCUAGUUAUGAAAAAAGCGAACAUGAAGAGAUGCCUUUAAUUUAUAAGAGAUUCUCCGAUCUGGUUUUCAGCAAUUUGGGUGAAGAGAUUGUAUCCCGUGUCCUGCAAGAAAUGAAAAAGAGGACCCCGUUACAUGUUGGGAAAUAUCCAGUUGGACUUCCUGAACUCGUCCAAGAUUUCGAAAGGUCUUGUUCAAUGACAGCGAGGGGCAAGGUCACGAUAGUAGGGAUCUUUGGUCUAGGUGGGGCUGGCAAGACCACCCUAGCAAAAGAAUUGCUUAACAUUAAGUGUUCUGGCUACAAUGCAUCAUGUUUUCUCUCCGAUGUGAGAGAAUCACAUGCCAGACGUGAUUUGCAUACCUUGCAAAGUAAGUUAUUCAAAAAUCUGUUUCAUGAAGAUCGAAAGUUUGGCCAUGCUGCUGAGGGAAUAGGACAACUGGAGCAUCAUCUGGGAAGGGCAAAGCAUUGGCAUUUUCUUAUUGUCCUCGAUGAUAUCAAUCAUCGGGAACAGCUAGAUUUCCUUUUACCUGAAGCUAUGCUAGGCCCUGGUAGCCUUGUAAUUAUGACAACCCGUGACCAAAGCGUGUUAGCGGGUGCAGAUAUCCAUUAUAGGGUGAAAGAAAUGAAUUGGGAUAAUGCUAAAACUCUUUUCUGUAACCAUGCAUUUUGUGGACGGGAUCCACCCACCGCAUUUGAGAAAUUGGUUGAAAGCUUCGUGGGAUUUUGUGGAGGUUUACCUCUCUCACUGAAAGUUCUGGGUGCCCAUCUUUAUGGUAGAAAUGAGGAUUAUUGGGAGUUAGAAUUUCAAAAGGUCAAGAAUAUCCAGCCCAGGGAUAUAAUGAAAAGUCUUAAAAUCAGCUUUUAUGGUCUGGACAGUCAGGAGAAACAGAUAUUUAUAGAUAUUGCUUGUUACUUCAAUAAACAGUCAAUAUAUCUUGUCAAAAAUGUGGCUAUGUCAAUCUGGGAAGCAUCCGGUUGGAGCGCUGAACUUGCAGUUCAAACCCUGCAAGAUAAGUGCCUAGUGGAAUUUGAUAUCAACGAUGAGUUUCAAAUGCAUGAUCAGCUCCGUGAUCUGGGAAGACAAUUGGCAGACGACUUGAUUCCUCCUCGGAUGUGGAAACCAGUGCUUCUUAGAUCUAUGGUGUGCUUCUUCUAA
Messenger RNA from Cryptomeria japonica (Japanese cedar), 1653 nucleotides. Its product is annotated as disease resistance protein Roq1-like. The record is from RefSeq and is a predicted model, not a curated record. The transcript is spliced from 2 exons. Gene Ontology annotation, molecular function: ADP binding. Lineage: Eukaryota; Viridiplantae; Streptophyta; Pinopsida; Cupressales; Cupressaceae. Gene Ontology annotation, biological process: defense response; signal transduction. The coding region runs from base 1 to 1653 and encodes 550 amino acids.